Sungouiella intermedia is the source of this 3243-nucleotide messenger RNA. The record is from the annotation of a GenBank genome assembly. Lineage: Eukaryota; Fungi; Ascomycota; Pichiomycetes; Serinales; Metschnikowiaceae.
AUGGAUGCAAUUCUCGAUUUCUCCAGUGACCUCGAUCUCGACUUGUUCGAUCGGGUUGUUGAAACGUUUUACAAGAGUGGACCUGACCAGCUGCGGGCGCUGGUGAUCUUGACACAGUUUCAAGAAAAUCCAGAGUCCUGGAAGCGUGCAGACGUCAUCUUGUCCUCAUCUAGAAACCCCCAGUCCAAGUACAUUGCCUUAUCCUGCUUGAACUCUUUGAUCAAGUACAGAUGGAAGACCAUCCCCGAAGGCGAACGCAUUGGUAUCCGGAAUUUCAUUGUCAAUAUGAUUAUCGCCUUGUGUGAUGAUGAGCAAGUUUUCGAGAAGGAACGUGCUUUGAUUAACAAGAUCGACUUGACAUUGGUUUCGGUCUUGAAGCAAGAAUGGCCUCAUAACUGGCCUCAGUUCAUUCCGGAGAUUGUCAAGAGCUCCAGAUCUUCGUUCAACGUUUGCGAAAACAACAUGAUCAUUUUGAAGUUGAUGAGUGAAGAAGUGUUUGACUUUUCCCAGGGUGAAAUGACCCAGGCAAAGGCAAACUCCUUGAAGAUGAGCUUGAGAGCAGAAUUCGAGGAGAUUUUUAAAUUGUGCUACGAGGUCUUGGAUAAGGCCACCAAGCCCUCCUUGAUUAUCGCAACCUUGAACGCCCUCUUGAAGUAUAUCCAUUGGAUCCCUUUGAACUACAUCUUCCAAACAGACCUCUUGUCUCUUUUGACCGAGAAGUUCUUGGCUCCUGCCGACACUAGAUCCGUCACCUUGAAGUGCUUGACUGAAGUCUCAAGUUUGAUUUCUCCUGCCAACGAGGACAAGUUCAUCUUGUUUUUCCAGCAAUCCAUGCAAAAAUUGGUGAACAUUGUUCCUUUGGGCAAGACUCCACUCAAGGUUUCCUACCAGGUUGCCAACUCCAACGACCAAUCCUUCUUGCAGGAUUUGGCCAUGUUCUUGUGCACCUUCUUGAAUAACCACUUGUUGGCGUUGGAACGCAAUGACAACUUGAAGGAUUUACUCAUUGUUGCCUUGAAUUACUUGAUAGAAGUCUCCAGUAUCCAGGAAAGAGAAUUGUUCAAGACCUGCUUAGACUACUGGACCACCUUCGUGCACGGAUUGUUCGAGGAGAUCCAGAACUUGCCAGCCACCGAGAUGAGUCCUUUGAUGCAACUUUCUUAUGGUUCUCAAUUGAGACCUUCCUCCAACGGUGCCCCAGAUCCAACUAUCUUGGCCAAAUAUCCAUUGAGACAACACAAGUAUGCAGAGGUUUUGUCUAAGUUGAGAUUGGUCAUCAUUGAGAACAUGGUCAGACCAGAGGAAGUGUUGAUUGUGGAAAAUGACGAAGGUGAAAUUGUUAGAGAAUUUGUUAAAGAAAGUGACACUAUUCAGUUAUACAAGUCCAUGAGAGAAGUUUUAGUUUACUUAACUCACUUGGAUGUCGUGGACACUCAGCUGAUCAUGAACGAAAAAUUGGCCAGACAGAUUGACGAGAGUGAGUGGUCUUGGCACAACAUCAACACUUUGUGUUGGGCUAUUGGUUCGAUUUCCGGUACCAUGAACGAAGAGAUGGAAAAGAGAUUUCUUGUUUCUGUUAUCAAGGACUUGUUAUCAUUGACUGAACUUAAGAGAGGUAAGGACAAUAAAGCUGUCGUUGCCUCCAACAUCAUGUACAUUGUUGGUCAAUAUCCAAGAUUUUUAAAGGCUCAUUGGAAGUUCUUGAAAACCGUGGUUAACAAGUUGUUUGAGUUUAUGCACGAGACCCACGAGGGUGUGCAAGACAUGGCCUGUGACACUUUCAUCAAGAUUACAAACAAAUGUAAGAGGCAUUUUGUGGUUACCCAAGCAACAGAGAGAGAGCCAUUCAUCAAUGAAAUCAUUCGCAACAUUCAAUCUAUUACGGAGGAUUUGCUGCCACAACAGGUGCACACUUUCUACGAAGCUUGUGGUAUCAUCGUUAGCGCCCAAACACAAAAAGAUGCUAGAGACAAGUUGUUGAGCGAGUUGAUGGCAUUACCAAAUGUUGCAUGGACUGCUAUUGUCCAGAAGGCUGCUGAAGAUCCCGAAUUGUUGACCAACACCGAAACGGUUAAGAUCAUAGCUAACAUCAUCAAGACCAAUGUGUCUGUUUGUAAAGCCAUGGGUCCUGGAUUUUAUUCCCAACUCGGCUUGAUGUAUGUGGACAUGUUGUCGUUAUACAAGGCCGUCAGUGGAAUGAUCUCUAAUGCUGUCGCCAACGAGGGAAUCAUCGCAACCAAAACUCCAAAAGUUAGAGGAUUAAGAACCAUCAAGAAGGAGAUUUUGAGAAUGAUUGAGACCUACAUCAUUCAAGCUGAUAACUUGGAUGAGAUUGUUAGAGACCUUGCACAGCCCUUAUUUGCUGCUGUCUUGGAGGAUUACAAGACCAACGUACCAGAUGCCAGAGACGCAGAGGUUUUAAACUGUAUGACUGCGCUCGUGUCGAAGGUGGGCCCCAUGAUUUCUGGAGGAGUCGUACUCAUAUUACAGAGUGUUUUUGAGUGUACUCUAGACAUGAUCAAGAAUGACUUUGUUGAGUAUCCUGAGCAUAGAGUGGAAUACUACAAGCUUUUGAAGGAGAUCAACGCUAGAUCGUUCGACGCAUUGCUACAGCUCUCCGGAGAAGCAUUCCAGUCAUUAAUCAAUGCAGCAUUGUGGGCAUUGAAGCAUAAUAACAGAGAGGUUGAAGAGAAUGGAUUAUUCUUGACCAUUGAGUUGAUUGAGAACGUGGAAAAGCUUGGAAUCACUCCAUUUACCAAAGCAUUCUACGAGAACUUCUACUUCCAAAUCUUGUCGGAUACAUUCUAUGUGUUGACACAACCCGACCACAAGUCUGGCUUCAGAUACCAGGCACAGUUACUUGCACAGUUGAUUCAUUUGGUACAGGACGGGGUGAUCAAAGAGCCAUUGUAUACUUCCGAGCAAGCACCAGAAGGUACUUCUAACUCGGACUACUUGAAGCAGUACUUGGGCAACUUGUUGUCAUCGGCAUUUGAGAAUUUGCAGAAGGACCAAUUGGUGAACUUCUUGAAUGUAUUGACGACUGUGUACAAGGACUUGAACAAGUUCAGUGGAACAUUGAGAGAUUUCCUUGUGCAAAUUAAAGAGUUUGGAGGAGAUCCUACCGACUACCUUUUCGCCGAGGACAAAGAGCUUGAGAAGCAAGAGCAGACAAGAUUACAGAGACAGAAGGAUUUGCAAGUUGCUGGAUUGAUCAAACCCUCCGAUAUGGAUGAUGACUAG